Molecule: messenger RNA, 13978 nt
Organism: Stomoxys calcitrans (stable fly)
Lineage: Eukaryota; Metazoa; Arthropoda; Insecta; Diptera; Muscidae
Gene: pcx
Product: protein pecanex
Exons: 10
Coding region: 506-11422 (3638 amino acids)
Biological process (GO): endoplasmic reticulum organization
Cellular component (GO): membrane; endoplasmic reticulum
Source: RefSeq, a predicted model, not a curated record
UCGGUGUCAUAUUUUAUUGUGCAAGUGGAAAUUGAAAUCAAUGACAACAUAAAUGUUUACCUCGAGUAUUAAACAAAGAAAUUUGCAUGAAAACAUGAAUAAGUUAAUUAUUUGUUGUUGGAUAAACUCGGGAAAUAAGAAUUCGAUCAUUUUACAUACGUCGUUGUCGUGAGUGUGAUUGCAUUGCUGCUGCGUGUACGUGUGUGAGUCUGUGUGUGUGUGUAUGUUUGCAAACUCCCCCCCUGUAUCCCAUUUUACACGAAUGACAAAGGAGUCAGAUUACACCAACCAACCAUAAGAAAAAGUGAAAUAAGACAUCCAUCAAGAAAAAGAAAAAACGAACUCAAGGUUUUAAUUUUGAUGGUGCGUUGUUUACAUUUUUUCACAUCGCACCACACCGUGAAAUAGAAAGAAGAAGACAUUUGUGGAGGAGUGGAGGUUGUGGAAAUUGAUUUCAUUUCAGUGUUCAAUUUUCACUUCCUCAUUCGGCAAUGCCUGGUAAGCCAUGGGUUCUCAGACCUUGGAAAUAUUACGUCAAGGAGUCUGGGCAUCUUUAACUGGCGGUUGGUUCUACGACCCACAUCAAAGUGUCUUCUGCAACAUAGUCCACCUGUACCUGUGGCUGUUCCUGUUAUGUACACCAUUUGUGGCGUAUCUAUAUUUUCCGGGAACAUGGCUGACAUGGAGCAUCUACAGCAUCCUCACCAGUGUGAUGGUGCUGCUACUGAAGAUGGCCAAUAUGGCAUUACAUCGAUUGUACGAUCGGGCCCAGUCAAUGUCAGAGGCAAACAUAAAACAACACUUUUUCAAGGUUACCAAGGAAACCUCAGGCGAAAGAAGUCGAGACAAUGAACCUGGCAUUGAAAUGAAGGUAAUGCAUGAGGAUGGCGAGGUAGCGGUAGACGAUAUGGCCGCUUCGGUGGAGAAGGCCAUCAAUGAAAUUAGCGGAGAGAACAGUAUGGUGUCCAUAGAAAAUGGAAAUAGUAUUAUUGAUCUAAAAGUUGAUGUACAUCGUAAAAAUAGUUCCGAAUCCAUAGAAAUGAUGUUCUAUGCACCCUCAAUGAUCUCAGGCAAUAGCCAACAGGAUCAACAAUCCCUGGUCGGCACGGCAAGCAAUUCAAAAUCAAUACGUUCCUCACAUACCAUCAAUAAUAAUAAUAAUAACAACAACAACAACAGUAGCAACAAUAAUAACAACAACAUCAGCACAUCAACACCCAUCAACGAUCCCCAAGCCAAAUAUAUAAGUGUUUAUCCCAAAGAUAACAGUCCUGUACAAGCCUCCACAAGCUCAAAUGUCAACAACCUCAACAAUUGCGCAAAUAUGCCACAAACAUCAUCAUCAGCAUCAAACGUCAUGUCUAUUGGGCCAAAACCUCCACAUUUGGUUAGGAAAUCGUCGGAAAUAGUUCGUGGCAGUCAUCAGAGAAGGCGUUUGGAGCGUCAAUCCAGUUUAGAUGCAGCCGCUGAAUCGGCUAUUGUUGCUAAAUUAAUGCAAAGGCAACAGAUAUCGGAAUCUGCCAAAGCCAAUGCUGCGGCGGGUGUGGCAUGUUCUUCCGCUGCUGCAGGAGCAAAUGCUGAGAAAUGUGAUAGUUUUUUACACGCACAAAUAUCGAAAGCUGGUUCCGCGUUAGGAGCAACAGCAGCAGCAGCAGCAGCUUCAGUGGCUUCCUCAGCAGCAAGUCAACAACGAUCAAAUACAACGAGCUCAGCUUCCAGUGCCAAUGCAUCCCUACCGAAUGCACUGAAAACUUCACGCCUGCAGCGGCAUCGCUCUUCGGAAACUCAUGAUGAGCGUUUGAAACAGCAACAACGAAGUAGUGGUGGAAUAGCAUCGGCUGGUGGCGGUCCCAGUGGUGGAGGGAUUUUUCUUUCCAUACACCAUGAACACGGCCGUCAUCAUUUGCAUCCCCAUUCUCAUCCCCAUCGUCAUCAUUAUCAUAGCCAUAGGCUUAGGGGCGGCAGUGGAGGCGCCCCACCCAUGGCCAGUAGCAGUGGUUCAGUGGUAGUUCUAGGCUCCAGUGCUGGAGCUAGUGAAAGUUUUGAUGUUGACGACAUGGAAUUGGGUUUGGGGGGAAGUGCCAAUAUUGUGACCAAUGGCAGUCACCAAAGCAAUGAUGGCAGAAUGCGUGCAUUGCCUCCCUGGAUUUUGGGCUCUUCGUCUGAAGUUUUCAUAGAGGAUGAUAGCUUCACGAAAUCCGAUUUGGGUAUUGAACAAUUGGAUGAUCGUUCCGCCUCCUAUUCCGCGCGAGCCCAUCCAAAUGCAAAUCACUAUCGCUUGAAUCAUCAUUCGCAAGCCUCUGCAAGAGAGGCCAAUAUUUCCAAGGAUCCCAUCUGCACAAUAUCAGCUCUGCAGCUACAUAAACGUCCACGCCGAGAAGGAGCCAUCAAACGACGAAGGCAUUCCAAUGCCACUGCCCUGUUUAAAACACCCACAGAGAGUUCCUCAAAUGUGGGACAAAUGCCUAGUAAUCCCACGACUGUGCGCCGCAUCAAGAGCGCGGCUUUGGAAGUGGCUUGUCCUCGUCCCUCGGUGUCCAACCUUUGUCCCCAUCCCAAUAGUGUGGAGGCCAUAAAUGGUCAACAACAAAUAAAAAAUCCUCAAAAUGCUCUGCUGCCACCGCCUAGUAAAUGUCUGGUGCGAAAUCCCCAUUUGAAUUUAUGCCCCAAAUUCGGUGGAAGUUUUGGCGGCAGCUCCACCAAUAGCAGCUUGGAUUUCGGUUCCACAAAUGCCCUAAUAGAUCCAGUUUACGAAAUGAGAGAACAGACCAAACAAGAUGGCAAAUCAAAGAAGGCAUCCGAGGAUCUGUGUGAAGGUGACGAUGUGGAUCGUAUACCAGUGGUGGAGACUUUGGACGAGGACGAUUCGAUGGGAGCCGUGGGUGGAGCUGUGUGUCCUCAUCAUUUUCUUCAUUCUCAUCACCAGCAUCACGGACAGCACCAAUCUCAACACCACCAUCACCAUCAUCAUCAUCACUCACAUCAUCACAGCGCCGAAUCGGAUGUUGGCCAGAUUUUGAAUGACACAAAAGAUGAUGAUGAUGAUGAUGAGAAUGAGGUCGAGGAUGAGGUAUGCGGGGCUCACAAUGCCGAAAACAACACAGACAGCAAUGACGAGGAUGACGAUGAUGAAUUUAAAGAUUUUGACUACAAUGUGGAACACAUACUGGAGGUCCUUGAGCACACCCACAAUCAAUUGGAUGACGAUUUACGUGCUCAGCAGCAGCAGCAUCCACAGCAUCAUACCAAGCAACACAAAACUGUCCAGAGUUUGCCAGCAGACUCGAGUAAAAGUAAAAAGUCUGAUAAUGAGGCGAUCAAACGAUCGACACCAAAGGAAGAAAACAAAAACAACGAUAAUCCAGAGGAUGAUAAUGAUGGUGAUGAAGAUGAUGACGACGAGGAUGACGAUGACGACGAAGAUGACGAUGAUGAUAACGAUGAAGGCGCCCUAGCCAUAAACACCAGAGAACGUUUACAUUCCACUGAUUCUGAGACCGAUAACAACGGUUCUAGGUCUCCCCUAUUGAACAACAAGAAAUGGGCCAUCACUUCUUCCUCGUCGGCUGCCAAUAAAGAGAAGGCUGCCAGCGAGAAAAAUCUGCGGGACGAGAUCAAAAACGUACAAAAACAGAAACAUUCCAUUAAGAAGCAUCAGAUUAGCAUACAGGCAUUAAAUAAUCCGGAUGGGGAGCUGCAACCUUGCCAGGGUGUUAUACAUGCCACAACCUCCCAGCAACAACAAGCAAACAUGCCUGCAGCCGCUGCAGCUCAUGCCUCAAAAGGCAAUGAGGCAGAUUCUGGUUGUCCCUCAAGUGAUUGCGAACAAAUCAGUGCCAGUUCCAAGGAUGUCCUUCUAAAUAUCUCCAGUGAAAAGGUGCACCAGGAAAAGCCAAACAAAAACCGUGACGGACCUUUGGAUGCCGUGGGAUCGACAGCAAAUGCCGUAUCUGCAUCGUCCAGCGUCACUUCGAAUGUGGGCAAACGUCUGGGAGCCAUACCAAAACAAGUGCAAUAUCGUGAAGUGGAUGAGAGAUCUGGAGCGGACAAUUAUCAGGCUUCCACCUGUUCGCAUCACAGUUAUAAACGACAUGCGGGUAAUUGGAGCUCUGUGGCCCCUACCACACAAUCAAGUCAUGCUUCCACUGCUGCUGCUGGUCUCAAAGGCAUUUCGCGCACUUCCUCCUCAUCGAAUAGUUCUCACAGUGUUAGUGCUGAGUCAUUUACCGCUGAUAUUCAUAAAAUGUUGUGGUUAAUGCACGGCGGUUCAGUAGACGAAAGAGGCAGACCCAUUAACAAUGUGGAGAAUUUGGCCUCGUUGCCAAUGGCUGGUGGCGGCAAUCAAAGCAACAUGUCCAAUGCUCACCUGCAGUUUUAUCAGGAUGCUUUGAAGGCCUUGAACUCGGCCUCCUCGGCUGAACGACUAGCAUUAACCGAACGUUUGUACCAUCGCGAACAGUUGCUGAGGAGGAGUAUGCGCCAGAGAUCAGCAGGCGAUGUCGAAUCCAAUCAUAGCAAUGGCAUCGAGCAAUGGCCUUUAGAUAGUAAUGCUGCUAUGUCUCACAUAAUGUCUGCAUCAUCAUCAUCCACCGCAGCUGCGGCUGUGUCCUCUAGGACCGCUGCUCCAUUGACUCAAGUAAUGAUAGAUUCUCCCUCUUCCUCGACAGUGCUAAAUAAUCGCAACGUCAGCAGUGCCACAACGGUCUCCCUCAAGGGUUUCAUACACGAGUUCAUAAACGAUGAACUGCGCAACAUGGAGUCCUCGCAAAGGGUACAGUCCACACCGCUAUCUACGACCACCAAUCGAGCAGCCAUGGCGGCCAUACUCAACGUUGAUGGCGCACACAUAGAAAACUAUUGUGACUUUUGGCGUCCCGCCUGCAUGUUGGCCGCCGAGAAACCAUCGAUUGCGCCCAAAUCCUUCUACAAAUAUCACUUCAAAUUGGGCGCCUACAAGCAGGAAUUCAAAAUAUCAAUGGAUCGUUUGGAAUUGAUGGCAUUGUUCGAUCGCGACAUCCAUUGGAUACACAUUUUGUUAUCGGUGGUGCUCAGUGCUGCCGUCGCCUAUCUGGGUUCAUCCAUACUCCAGCUAAACUAUUACAAAGAUGUGUUCGCAUUUCUCUUUUGUGCCGUCAUUGCAGGUUCUCAGUAUUCAUUGUUGAAAAGUGUGCAGCCCGAUGCAGCCUCGCCCAUACAUGGCUUCAAUAAAACGGUGGCCUACUCAAGAGCCAUUUACUUUUGCAUAUGCUCCGCCUUGCUGUUGUUGUUCGAGAGUCUUAAGCAGGAAUACGAUAUGGUGGCUAUGCGUGGUGGUGAAAUGAAAGAAUUGACAUUCUUCGGUGUGCAUUUCUAUCCGGCCCAGGUUAAUGGCUUGGUACUGCAGGCUUUGUAUAUAUUCCUAUUAAGUUUUCCCUUGAUAUUCUCGUUGGGAUUAUUUCCACAAAUCAAUACGUUUACCAUGUAUUUAAUGGAACAAAUCGAUAUGCAUGUAUUUGGUGGCAAUGCUGCGGGUAGUUUAAUUGGCUCCUUUCUUUGCGUCAUACGUUCCAUGCUCGGAGUUCUGCUACUUUAUGGACCCUUAUAUGCUGCUUUGAAUGAAGGCAAAGGCACACAGCACAUAAUCUUUUCGAUAUUUUGUGCUCUACUUGUUCCUUUGGGCUACCAUCUAUCACGUUCCGCCAGUGAUUUUAGCCACAUAUGGGCUCUUAUGAAACAUUGUAUUAUGUCCACGUAUCAUGAUGAUGAUGAUGAAUUGAGUACUGCCAGUAGCCAGAAAUUGACUACGGGCAAAUCGAAAAGAAAUUCAUCGCGAAAACGCGAAAGAGACAAAACAGGCGAAGGAGGAAAAUCCAAAAAUAGUGAAAACAUAGAAAUGUCUUCAAUGGAGAAACUACAAAGUGGCUGUGCCUCCAAAAAUGAGGCUGGCGAAGAUUUGGAAGAGGCCGAAGGCGAAGGUGAGGAGGAAACCGAAACUAAUGAUUUAUCCGAAGACAAGGACCAUAUGGGCGAAAAGCGCAGCAAAUCGAAGGCUUCGUCGUUGGGCAGCAGUACCCAGACAUUGGGUAAAACAACCAUUUCCACCAGCAAGAAGGCCAUAACAGCUUCCAGCAGUUCCUGCAACACUAACUUGGAAACGGAAAAUAUUAUGAAAGAAGUUGAGGAGACUACAGCAAACUCCAUGCAGGUACCCACGGCAGCAGCAGCAGCAGCGGCAAUUACAGCAUCAAGUGCUGCCCUAUCGUCCUCAAAGGAAAUUAAAGACAAGGACCUCGCACAUCCACCGACAACUGCCAAAGAGACAGACUUGGAUAAAAUGUCCACUACCUCCACUACAAAUCCCGCAGAAAUGUCCACCUUGACGGGAGUCAUAAACGAAACGGAAGCCAAUGAAAAUGAUGGGUUCACCAUGAAUUGCCCCGAUAAUCCCAACAGCGAAACCGAAAGCAAUUCGGCAGAUCCCUUGCCCAAAAAGUUGCAGCACACCGUUUAUACUCGUCUGAAAAAUGAUUUUGUCGUAACGAUAUUUCUCUCGGUGGUGGUAUUGGGUUUGCACUGCAGCACUGUUUUCACGGUACUUCAGCCAGAUCUGAAUGUAGUGCUAUAUGGUUUCACCGGCGCCUUGGGCUUCCUUCUGCACUAUGUCAUACCACAAAUGCGCAAACAUAUGCCCUGGUUGUGCUUUGCCAAGCCCUUGCUCAAACAAAAGGAAUACGGACGUUAUGAGGUAUCGAAUGCCCCUAAAAUCAUGUGGUUCGAAAAGUUCUACAUCUAUUUGUGUUUGCUUGAGAGAAAUGUUUUAUUUCCCUUGCUGGUUAUAUCGGCAUUGACCGCCGACGCCACGGUCAUAGCAGUCAAGUAUGGUAUUGCAUGGGGUUCGGUGAUUGUGGCGGUGUGUGCUCUAAAAUUUAUACGUAAUGCCUAUUCGGAUCCCACAAAUCAGUACCUGAUUGUUAUGUUUACUGUGCUCUUCUUUCGUGUGGAUUUCGCCAUGGCCUCGGAGACAUUUUUAAUAGACUAUUUCUUUGUGUCUUUGGCUUUUCGCAAGUGCUGUGAUUUCUUUUUGAAGCUUCAAUUUAUUGUUACCUAUAUUGCUCCUUGGCAAAUAACUUGGGGUUCGGCUUUUCAUGCCUUUGCUCAACCCUUUAGUGUACCCCACUCGGCCAUGUUGUUUCUGCAGGCAGGCAUUUCAUCGAUACUAUCAACACCGCUUAAUCCUUUUCUGGGUAGUGCUAUAUUUCUCACCUCGUAUGUGAGACCCAUCAAAUUCUGGGAACGAGAUUACAACACCAGACGCAUUGAUCAUUCGAAUACGCGCUUAAGUUCUCAGCUGGAACGUGAUCUGGGAGCCGAUGAUAAUAAUUUGAAUUCCAUUUUCUAUGAACAUCUGACGCGUUCGUUGCAGCAUUCCCUGUGUGGGGAUUUGAUAAUGGGGCGUUGGGGUAAUGUUAAUCAAGGCGAUUGUUUUGUUUUGGCUUCGGAUUACCUAAACUGCCUGGUUCAUAUCAUUGAAUUGGGAAAUGGUUUAUGCACUUUCCAAAUGCGUGGCUUGGAGUUCCGUGGUACCUAUUGCCAACAACGUGAGGUUGAGGCUAUUACCGAAGAUGUGGAAGAUAAUGAUGGUUGUUGCUGUUGCGAUCCGGGUCAUUUACCUCGUAUGCUAAGCGCCAAUGCUAUGUUUUCCACUCGCUGGUUGGCCUGGCAGGUGGUGGCCUCUCAGUAUGUGGUGGAGGGCUAUUCAAUAUCGGACAAUUUAGCCAGCACCACCUUGCAAGUGUUUGAAUAUCGCAAAGUUUUGAUAACCUAUUACGUGAAGAGUAUAAUUUAUUAUGUUAUAAAAAAUGCCAAACUGGAUGAAUGGCUGAAUUCCACGGUCAUACAAGAAGCCUUGCAACACACGCUGAGUCGCCAGUUCGUAGAUUUGGAUCCCAUAUUCAAUUUCAAUCUGGAUGAGGAUUUUGAUUUUCGUGCUGUGGGCAUAACUCGCACUAGUUUUUGUUAUGUUUAUCUGAGUUGGCUCAACUAUUGCUAUGACAAACGCAAGGAAAGUUUGAAUCCCACACCAACGGCCAAUGGCAGUGUACAGAAUCAAAAUCAAAACUCCACACCCACCGCUUCCCAGGCUGGUAUUACUACACAACAGCCCACGGCUGCAGUAUCAACUACCACCAUAGCUAGUACUCCGAAUUUAUCGACGGCACAGCAGAAAUCGCAAUCACAACAGCAGCUAAGAAUACGUCCACAAAAAAGUGCCACCAUGUCGGGCAGCAAUGAGGUGGUGGUCAAUUCGGUGGAGCAAAUGGCCACAUCGCAUUCAUUGGCCAACAUAUCACGCCAAGCUUCGGAAAGUGCACCCGGUCUGACCUCUACUUCUACUCCAUUGACUAGGUCUAGCAAAUCGGCUCCCUCGGGCAGCAAACAUUCAUAUCAGAAAAGCGAUUGCUCACCUUUGGCCAGGCCAGAGGGCAGGGCAGCCUCAGCUGAACCCUCGCGGGGGUCCUCCGCGGAAAAACCUCCACCCAUAAAACUCAAAGUACCUUCUAUAGCUAAAGACUCGCCCAUAGUCUCUUUAUGUUUGGCUCUAAGCCUAUUGGCUCGCCGAUCUUUAGCUACAGCCUCCCACAGUUCGAUGACGGGAGUGGAAUUCUUUUUGCACGGUUUGCAUGCUUUAUUCAAAGGUGAUUUUCGCAUAACCUCGCCCCGGGACGAAUGGGUUUUUGCGGAUAUGGAUUUGUUGCAUGCCGUAGUAGCGCCAGCUGUAAAAAUGGCCUUGAAGCUUCAGCAGGAUCACAUCUCUAAUCCUGAUGAAUUUCGAGAUCCCGACGCCCUGUUUGAGGCAAUUGAUACCAGUGCCAAAGAUUUGGUGAUAUCUCAUGAAGCCGAUCCCGUGUGGCGCAGUGCCGUACUCAGAGGAGCGCCAAAUUUGUUGGCUCUGCGUCAUGUCAUGGAAGAUGGUUCGGAUGAAUAUCGCAUUAUACGCUUAACCAAACGUUUUCUUACGUUCCGUGUGAUUAAAUUGAAUAGAGAAUGCGUUCGUGGCUUGUGGGCUGGUCAGCAGCAAGAACUGAUCUAUUUGCGCAACCGUAAUCCUGAGCGUGGUAGCAUUCAAAAUGCUAAGCAAGCCUUGCGUAACAUAAUAAAUUCCAGCUGUGAUCAACCCAUCGGUUAUCCGAUUUAUGUCUCACCCUUAACUACAUCGUAUGCGGACACCAAUGAUCAGCUGAAGAAGGUGGUGGGAGGACCCAUAACGCCGGAGGCCAUUAAAACAAACAUUUUAGACUGGUGGCAUCAUAUAAGGGAAAAAUGUCGUCAAGGCUGCAGUUCCGGUUCCUCAAUGGAGACCACCACACAUCUGGGUCUGCCAUCGGGUGCCUGCUCCAAUCUGGGUGAAAGUGGAGAUCUGAGACCUAUGUAUAUAUCACCUCCCAUCUACAAUACGCUCACCGCAAGUACAAUGUUUAGUCGUGCCACUGCAGCUACCGGUGUACCCGGAGCCACUUUGAGUUCUCAGUUUGGCAGUGAUGGUCUAUCAUCCAUGCGCAGCUCAAUGACGGUUAUGAAACCUUCCUCCACCACCUUGCUAGCAGGUCUGCUUAAUCGGGAACAGGAAAUUCUACGAGAGUCAAGGGCCAAUAACAAACAAUUGCUUUCCUCUUCAUCAGUGCGUAGUUCUUCGGAACGUGAGAGGAGGGCUACUUUGCCCAUAGCCAGCACCAGUUCAGUUUUACCCGAGGUCAUAAAGGACUCGGAUGAUUCCUCGCAAACGUUGGAUAAAGAUGUUUCCAGUGACAAUAUGGCGGGUGCGGUGGCUGCCAACAAUGGAGGCGGUGUCAAUUGUAUGGCUACUGGUAGCCCUAGACGUUAUACAAAAAUCUAUUGUUCUUCGGGCAAUCUAGGGAUAGGUAAUAUAAUUACCACUCCCGUUGAUUACCCGCGCAAAACAAAAGGUCCAAUUUGUCUAACGGCCGCUGCAGCUGGUGUUGUCAAUGCUAAUUGCGGAGGAACGGCAUGUAACAGUGGCAGUAAUAGUAGCUCGACGAUGGCGGUUAGCGGUAGCGCUGGAGAACAUGCAGUGGCUACAGCCUCAUCCACUUGCGGCCGGGGUAACAGUGAGAUAGCACAGCCACGCUUUGCAUUGUAUGAGAAAGUGAUCAUAGUGGAUGAAAGAGAGAUUUUCCACAACAUAGAUCAGUGUAGACGCAUUGCCUGGCCAUUCGAAGCGUUACGCCAAAAAGGAGGCCGCCUCUCUUGGGACGGUUGGGAGCCACGAGCCGGUAUGGUGGGCUAUGUCGUACACAUCUGGCGGUCAAACCAUCCGAAUAAAGUAUGUCGCACACCCUUGAAUCGUGAUGUUUACCUCAUUGAGAUUGGAGAAAACUUUGUUCCUGUCACAGCCAGUGGUCUGCGGCAAUACAAUCAAGCUAUGGAUAGUGUCCAAAAGGAAAUAGAAACAUCAAGGCGCAAUUCUUUGCAAAGGGAAAUGGCUGAGUUGAGACAACAACAGGUUGAUCGAGGUCUUACGCCCAUUUUAGGCAGCAGCCUGGAAUCACCACCUACUUCUUUGAUGGCUGAGGGUGGGCGCGGCACUGGCUCGGGUAAAUGUGGAAUACAGGCGGUGAGUAGUAGCUCAUCGGAAGAUGAAAGUUGUCUUAUGAAUUUGGAAAAAGAACGACAAGAAGAGUAUUUGAAAAAUCUGUGGCAACAAGUGGUGGAACAAGAGAAAAGAGAAAAGGACUGGAGUAGGGAUAGAGAAAAACGCAAAGAAAAGGAAAAGGAUAGAGAAACCCCAAGGGGGGAUGAUAUGAGGGAAGUAAGUAAAACAGAAAAAGCAAGUAGUUUGGAACUUUGCUCACCCCAAGAGGGGGAGUUGGGCGAGGUUUCUACAUCGCCCAGUGAAGAGAAAUCUGCUUUGGACGAAAGCAAAGCAACUGAAAUUUCUUCUACUACUACUACUACUACUUCUACUACGGUGGAAAAAGAAUCCUCAAACGAAAAUAAUGCAGAGUCCUUGGAGAAGUUGACAACUUCUUCUUCGCAAAAUUCGAAUAUUAGCAAUAAUUUUACCACCAAGGAUCUGGUAGAACAGUUGGUGGAUGUCAUAUGUGAUAACGUUGUAAGCGAACAAAUUGAAGUAAUAGAACUGACAGAUGAUGAUGAUAAUGAUGAUGCGAACAUGAUCAGGGAAGUUAAAAACGAUGGUGGCAAAGCUAUGGAGGAUAAUAUGACUGUUGAAGAGGUUAAUUCAGUUAAAGAGGAACUAGAAGCUAAAGGCUCCGUUGAACUAAAAACAAAAGAAGCUAAUGAGAACACUAAAACAGACCAGAAGCAACAUUGUUUGGAGAAUGUUGAAAAUGUGCAAGAUAUUGAAAAUGUGGACUUAGAUGUUGAUAUUGAAUCGAAAAUUCCCGAAAGCACAGAUGUUUAGCAUUUAAACUAUGGCAUGGUAAGGAGAUUUUUAUUGUUUUAAAGAAACCAGGAAUUCAGGUUUUUAAAGACAGCAUAAUUAAAGAAAAAAAAAAAAACAAGGGCACAAUAAGCUAAACGCAGAAACUGUUGAGAGUUUUUUUAAGAAAAGCCUAAUACUCUUAAGGGAACUUUUCUGGUAUUGCUUAUUAAAGCUUUUAGUUCCUUGGGCGUUGGAAAAAGUCCAAAGCCUUAAUCUUUUGAACUGAAGAAUUCUUCACAUAGGCAAUGACUUUAUUCUUUUGAGAAUUCUUACACUUUCCACGGCUUCUGGCAUAUUAUUGCCAAAUUAAAAGUGUUCAAUUGUUAUGUUUUUUUGUAUAUAUAUCGCAUAGUGAAGUUUUCCUAGAAUUGGUAUAUAGCCAUAUACCAAGAAAAACAAAAACAAAACCAUUUUCCUUCCUCUCUUCCUCUUUUCAAAGCCAAAAAAAUACCCAUUCAAACAGAGAUGAUAUUGUUUUUUGUUUUUCUUUUUUUUUAACGAAAGAAAAAACAAAAAAAAACUCAAAAAAGUAUAGUAAUUUUAAUAUGUAAAUAUUUGUUAUUGUAGUUUUUUAUAUAUAUACAUACAUACAUUCAUAAAAACAGUAGUUAAUUAAUAUACAUACAUAUAUAACAUAUAUAUAUAUAAAUAAUAUUUUUUAAACAUGGUUGUUUAAUUGCGAGAAAAAUAUAACAAAAAUACUAAAAAUACUAUAAAAAACAGGGUUAUAUGUUUAGUUUCUUCAAAAAAAAAAAAUAAAAAUAUACAGAAAAAAAAUUAAAACUCAAAUGAAAUUAAACUCCUUUUAGCAAAACAAAACCAGAAAAAUAAAAUAACGUUGUAAAAAUUCCUUACAAUUGCUUUAUUAGCUGAAUAAAAUAUGUUAACAUUAAUUAAAUUAAACUAUUAUACAUAUAAAUUAUAAAACAACAAAAAAAUACAUUUAUUGUAUUAUACCAAUUAUUGUCAUGAUAAUUAUAUAUAUAUAUAUAUAUAUAUGUAAUUGCCUAUUAAUACAAUACUCCGAUUUUGUAAACAAAUGUUAAGAAGGAAACCAGCAAAAAAAAGUUGUAUCACUAAUGUUUGGUUUUUUGUUUGCCCGGCCCCCCUCCCUAGAUAAUUACCAUUUUCUAAUCCCAAACAUAAAUAUUUCUUUUAAAUGCACAUAAAACUCUUGGUAGAUUUACAAUAUAAACACAAAAAUUUAACCAAAAAAAAAAAACAGAAACCUAAAAAUAAAAUUAUUUAAUAAUUUAGCUUUAGUUUGUUAUACGGCGACAAAUGCAAAAACUCAUCAACUCCUUAGGUAUAAAAAAAGAAACAAAUGUUUUCCAAAUUAAAAAAAAAUAAAUUAUUUAAAAUCACACUUUUUUCAAAAAAAAAAAAAAUGCCUACGAUGAUUAAUUCAACCGCUACGGACUGUUAAUAUUUUAAGAUUGAUAUGCCAUAAUGGUGGGAGGCCACCGUAGCGACGCCUGGGUUCGAAUCCUGGCGGGACCAUCAGAAACAAUUUUCAGCGGUGGUUUUCCCCUCCUAAUGCUGGCAACAUUUGAGAGGACUACGCCAUGUAAAACUUCUCUCCAAAGAGGUGUCGUCGUUCGGCUAGAAAAAGAAGGUCCCUUAUCAUUGAGCUUAAACCUGAAUCGGACUGCACUCAUUGAUAUAUGAGAAGUUUGCUUUCGUUCCUUAGUGGAAUGUUCAUGGGCAAAAUUUGCAUUUGCAUGCCAUUAUGAUGAAUAGGAAAAUUAUUUGCUGUGUUUUAUUUUAGUACUGCAUAGACAAGCCUUGAAAGCCCAAAAAAAAUCCAAUGCAAGUCUGUUGUUUUUGCCAUGAGGUGGUAACGCCAUUUGCCAACCUAUCAAAACAAUACGAGGAAAAAAGUGCAAAUAUUUGCAAAUUUAUAUUGGGUUGCCCAAAAAGUAAUUGCGGAUUUUUCAUAUAGUCGGCGUUGACAAAUUUUAAGCAUUAAUCGAAUUGGAUCGUCAUGUAACUGAGCGUGAGAUAGGAGAGAAGUUAAAUAUACCAAAAUCAACCGUUCAUUAUCACAUAAAAAGUCUUGGACUGGUGAAAAAGCUUGAUAUUUGGGUACCACAUGUAUUGAAAGAAAUUCAUUUAACAAACCGAAUCAACGCUUGUGAUAUGCACCUUAAACGAAUCAUAACUGGAGAUGAAAAAUGGAUUGUUUACAACAACGUUAGUCGAAAACGAUCAUGGUCCAAGCAUGUUGAACCAGCUCAAACCACUUCAAAGGCUGAAAUCCACCAAAAAAAGGUUAUGCUGUCUGUUUGGUGGAAUUGGAAGGGUGUGGUAUAUUUUGAGCUGCUUCCAAGGAACCAAACGAUUAAUUCGGAUGUUUACUGUCAACAAUUGGACAAAUUGAAUACAGCCAUCAAGGAGAAGCGACCAGAAUUGGUCAAUCGUAAAGGUGUCAUAUUCCACCAGGACAACGCUAGACCGCACACAUCUUUGGUCACUCGCCAAAAACUGAGUGAGCUUGGCUGGGAACUUUUGAUGCAUCCACCAUAUAGCCCUGAC